GGAAGCGGGAGCAGGCAGGGGCGGGGCUAAUAGCAGGUGACGUCGACGCGCGCCCUGGCUCCUCCCCCGGGCGUCUUGGCGCGUCGCUCCUGCUGGCCGGUCAGUCGCUCGUUCGGCAGCCGCGGGACAAGAUGGCGGCCCGGACUAUGCAAGCAGCAAGAUGUCCCACAGAUGAGCUCUCGCUGAGCAACUGUGCCGUGGUCAACGAGAAGGACUUCCAGUCUGGCCUGCAUGUCGUUGUGAGGACCUCUGCAAACCACAAAUACGUUUUCACGCUACGGAGCCACCAGUCGGUCGUUCCUGGCACCAUUGCUUUCAGUUUGCCUCAGAGAAAAUGGGCUGGACUCUCUAUUGGGCAAGACAUAGAUGUUUCCGUGUAUAACUUUGAUAAGACCAAGCAGUGCAUUGGCACGAUGACCAUUGAGAUCGACUUCCUUCAGAAAAAGAGUGUCGACUCCAACCCUUACGAUUCAGACAAAAUGGCGGCAGAAUUCAUCCAGCAGUUCAACAAUCAGUCGUUCACAGUCGGGCAGCAGCUUGUGUUCAGCUUCAGUGACAAGCUUUUUGGCCUCCUGGUCAAGGAUAUUGAGGCCAUGGACCCCAGCAUCCUCAAGGGAGAGCCUGCGUCGGGCAAAAAGCAGAAGAUUGAUGUCGGCCUCGUCGUUGGGAACAGCCAGGUGGCUUUUGAAAAGGCAGAUAGUUCUUCUCUGACUCUCAUUGGCAAAUCCAAGACCAGAGAAAACCGCCAGUCGAUCAUCAACCCCGACUGGAACUUCGAGAAGAUGGGCAUCGGGGGCCUCGACAAGGAGUUCUCGGACAUCUUCCGGCGGGCGUUCGCCUCCCGAGUGUUUCCGCCCGAGAUUGUGGAGCAAAUGGGCUGUAAGCACGUGAAAGGCAUUCUCCUGUACGGGCCCCCUGGCUGUGGGAAGACCCUCAUGGCCCGGCAGAUCGGCAAGAUGCUGAACGCCAGAGAGCCCAAAGUCGUGAAUGGUCCUGAAAUCCUCAACAAAUACGUUGGCGAGUCGGAGGCCAACAUCCGCAAGCUCUUUGCAGACGCAGAAGAGGAGCAGAGGAGGCUUGGCGCAAACAGCGGCGUCCACAUUAUCAUUUUUGACGAGAUUGAUGCCAUCUGCAAGCAGCGCGGGAGCAUGGCCGGGAGCACUGGCGUCCACGACACGGUCGUCAACCAGCUGCUGUCGAAAAUCGAUGGGGUUGAGCAGUUGAACAACAUCUUGGUCAUUGGUAUGACCAACAGGCCAGACCUGAUAGAUGAGGCUCUUCUGCGACCUGGGCGGCUGGAGGUGAAAAUGGAGAUAGGUUUGCCGGACGAAAAGGGCCGCCUGCAGAUCCUGAACAUCCACACGGCCAGGAUGCGCACCCACCAGCUUCUGGCGGGUGACGUGGAGAUCGGGGAGCUGGCCGUGGAGACCAAGAACUUCAGUGGCGCUGAGCUGGAGGGUCUCGUCCGGGCGGCCCAGUCCACUGCCAUGAACCGACAUAUCAAGGCCAGCACCAAAGUGGAGGUGGAUAUGGAGAAAGCAGAAUCUCUGCAGGUGACCAGGAGUGACUUCUUUGCUUCCCUGGAGAACGACAUCAAACCGGCCUUUGGGACCAAUCAAGAGGACUACGCCAGCUACAUCAUGAAUGGCAUAAUGAAGUGGGGCGACCCUGUCACCCGGGUCCUGGAUGACGGGGAGCUUCUUGUCCAGCAGACCAAGAACAGUGACCGCACCCCCUUGGUCAGUGUCCUCCUGGAAGGUCCCCCACACAGUGGGAAGACAGCCCUGGCUGCAAAAAUCGCAGAGGAGUCCAAUUUCCCUUUCAUCAAGAUCUGCUCUCCGGAUAAGAUGAUCGGCUUUUCAGAAACUGCCAAAUGCCAGGCCAUGAAGAAGGUAGGCUGCAAACUGCUCUCGAAACCGUCUUGCAUCCGGCAUCCGAAAGCCCGAGCGAUCCGAGAUUACGUUCCAAUUGGGCCACGAUUCUCCAACUUAGUGCUGCAGGCUCUGCUGGUGCUGCUGAAGAAGGCGCCCCCUUUUAACCGCAAGCUCCUGAUCAUCGGGACCACCAGCCGCAAAGAUGUCCUGCAGGAGAUGGAGAUGCUGGACGCCUUCAGCACCACGAUCCACGUCCCCAACAUUGCUUCGGGAGACCACCUGAUGGAAGCUCUUGAGGUCACUGGGCAGCUUCAAGAGAAGGGCGGCACCAUAAAGCCCACAGUGUCAAAAGGAAGGAAAGUGUGGAUCGGAAUCAAGAGAAAGCUGCUGAUGCUGAUUGAGAUGCUGGCGAUUAUGGAUCCAGAGUUCCGUGUCAGAAAAUUCCUGGCGCUUCUGAGAGAAGAAGGCGCGUAA
Messenger RNA from Sphaerodactylus townsendi, 2348 nucleotides. RefSeq names its product N-ethylmaleimide sensitive factor, vesicle fusing ATPase (gene NSF). Gene Ontology annotation, biological process: Golgi to plasma membrane protein transport; SNARE complex disassembly; intra-Golgi vesicle-mediated transport. Gene Ontology annotation, cellular component: Golgi stack. The record is from RefSeq and is a predicted model, not a curated record. Gene Ontology annotation, molecular function: ATP hydrolysis activity; ATP binding. Lineage: Eukaryota; Metazoa; Chordata; Lepidosauria; Squamata; Sphaerodactylidae.